GAGGAGGCGGAGAGCCUUCCUUCCUUUCCUCCCUUUCUUCCUCCUUCCUUGACUGGCGGCGGUUUUGAUUAGCUGAGCCCUCCUCCUCCUCCUCCUCCUUUCCCCCUCCCUCCCUCUCUUCUCGCCUUCCCCAGUGUGCGCGUUGCGUUGUGUGUUCGUUCCAGUGUCAGCGCCGGGAGGUGGGCAGCAGCAGCAGCAGAGCAGCAGCAGGAGCAAGGCGCAUGCUCUGGGUCUCUCUCUCUUUCCUCGCCUCCAGCGUUUCAGCAGACAAGGAGGAAGGGGAGAAGGCGACGGAGGGGAGGGGAGGGGAAGGGGGAAAGGAAAGAAGCAGCAGCCAAGCCGCCGAGGGAGCCAGCCAGCCAGCCAGCCCGGGAGCAUGUCCGCCGCCAACGCCAGCGCCGCCGCCAUGGGCUCGCCUCUCCCGGCCGCCCUCGCCGCCUCCUCCUGAACCGGAGCCGAAGGGGAGGCGGCGGGGAAGGAGAGAGGGACAGCGGGGACCCCACCAGGCAUGGCCAGUUCGUGUGCUGUUCAGGUGAAACUGGAGCUUGGGCACCGAGCCCAGGUGAGGAAGAAACCCACAGUGGAGGGUUUUACUCACGAUUGGAUGGUGUUCGUUCGAGGACCGGAGCAUAGCAACAUUCAGCACUUUGUGGAGAAAGUCGUCUUUCACUUGCAUGACAGCUUCCCGAGGCCAAAAAGAGUGUGCAAAGACCCACCAUACAAAGUGGAGGAAUCUGGAUAUGCUGGUUUCAUAUUGCCAAUAGAGGUUUAUUUCAAGAACAAGGAAGAACCGAAGAAAGUCCGCUUUGAUUAUGAUCUGUUCCUGCAUCUGGAAGGCCACCCACCAGUAAACCAUCUUCGCUGUGAAAAGCUAACUUUCAAUAACCCAACGGAAGAGUUCAGAAGAAAGUUGCUGAAAGCAGGAGGAAUCAUGGUAAUGUCAGAUGGAACAUCAGCUGCUUCAGGGCAGAGUCUUCACCUCCCCAACCUUCCCAGUAAUUCCCUGUCUUUUUCUGAAGUGAAGAAGAAAUCAUCUCAUGGGCCAAAGGACCCGAGUAAAAGUGUAAGCACUAGCAGCAGCAACAGUAGUAACAGUUUUUCAAAACCCCAUAAAUUAACAAAGGAGCACAAGGAAAAACCGCCUAAAGACUCUAAAGAACAUAAAAGUGCCUUCAAAGAACCUUCCAGGGAACAUAUAAAAUCUUCCAAAGAAUCCUCUAAGAAACCCAAAGAAAACAAACCGCUGAAGGAUGAAAAAAUUGUUCCUAAAAUGGCCUUCAAGGAACCCAAACCUAUGUCAAAAGAGCCAAAAUCUGAAAAUAACAUACUUACCAUCGCUGGUGGACAGCAACAAGACAAGAAGGCCCCUACAAAAAGGCCUCCUGGCAUGGAUUCUGAGGAUCUCACAGCCAAAAAGAAGAAGAAAAGUGGCUCAGAGGCUUUAUUUAAAAGUUUUUCUCAUGCUCCCCCACUUAUACUUACUUGUUCCACUGCUGACAAAAAACAGACAAAGGAUAAAUCUCAGUUUAAGAUUGGGAAAGUCAAAAUGGAAAGUGAGGCACUGGAGAAGAAGAAAAACACGUUACCGCCUUUUGAUGAUAUUGUGGACCCUAACGAUUCUGACAUGGAGGAGAACAUGUCCUCGAAAUCUGAUUCUGAGCAACCUAGUCCUGCCAGUUCAAGCUCGAGUUCCAGCUCCAGUUUUACACCAUCUCAGAACAACAGACAACAAGGUCCUUUGAGGUCUAUAAUGAAAGAUCUGCAUUAUUCUGAUGAUAAUGAAGAUGAAUCUGAUGAAGCAGAUGAGAAUGACAAUGACUCUGAGAUGGAGAGACCUUUAAAUACUCAUGGAGGAAGCAGGGGUCGCAGGGUUAGUUUAAGUGAUGGAAGCGACAGUGACAGCAGUUCAGCAUCAUCGCCACGACGCCAUGAACCUCCGCCUUUAUUAAAAACCAAUAACAACCAGAUUCUAGAAGUGAAGAGUCCUAUAAAACAGAAUAAAUCUGAUAAACAGAUUAAGAAUGGGGAUUGUGAUAAGGCUUAUCUUGACGAACUAGUUGAGCUCCACAGAAGGUUAAUGACAUUAAGGGAAAGACAUGUGUUGCAACAGAUUGUAAACCUUAUAGAAGAAACGGGACAUUUUCACAUCACAAACACAACGUUUGACUUUGACCUUUGCUCACUGGACAAAACUACAGUUAGAAAAUUACAGAGUUACCUGGAAACAUCUGGAGCAUCCUGAGGACAUCAUUCCCGACUGCAUCAAUAACUGUGCCCUCUUUUUUGUAAAAAAAGAUAUAAAACAUUCAGAAUGAUGCAGCCAGACUGGUGCAAAAAAAAAAAAACCUAGAACCCAACAACAACCAACUCUCUUCAGCUUUAUUUUUAGUUAAAGCCAGUUGUCAUCUCUUGAUAAAGGAGAAGUAAAGUGACAAGCCUCAGAGGAUUUGCUCUUUUCACCAAGGAAACGCUCUGGAAGAGUUAGCCUGGAUAGCCUUGAAAAAAAAAACACUUAAUGAAUGUGUAUGGUAUCAUGUAUCUCCCUCUGUGGUCUUCUAGGCCGCAAGGUGAAUGCAUGUUCAACACACUGCCUUAUUACAUAACUGAUCUAUUUAUUAUUGCAUAUUCAUAAUCUAAAGUCCUUGAGGGAAUGACACUACCAGAUGUUACGAGUUCUUGUGUCCCGCAUACGCUCCUUUGAUGCAACGCCACCAUCGUCGCAACCCUUCCAACCUUUGCUCUUGUUUCAAUGCCACUUUUUUCUGACCUCUUUCUCAUCUGUUUUACAAUCCUAUAAUUUUGUUCCCAUUUCUGCAGUUCUCCCGAUGGGAUACCCUGUUGGGGAGGGGUACAAAGUGUGUGUGUGCACCCACAUGCGUGUACGCAUACACAGAAGCACACUCUCUGCUGCAGCAGCAGAAUGGCCACCCAGACUGUAAUUGUGUAUUGAUCUUGAACCAUGGUAGGAAAUUCACCAGAUAGGAUCAUGACUUGCUUUCUAGCCUUAGUCAAUAAACCAGUAGAACUUUUAUUAACGAAGAAAGUGUUACUGUAUACUGUUGUGAAUCCGGAAUUGUUUUUGCCAUCGACUUUUCUUGCGUAUGUUUUAAUGUUAUAUUAGAUAUCUAUAAAAGUGAAAGCACUCUAGAAGUUUGCCAUAAAGAGAGAGAGAGAGAUUGAGAAACAUUUGUCCCGUUCUCUAUGAACAUAUUGUAGAAAAUACUUAAUUUGGAGCUAUUUAUUACUAGGAGUUCCAGCACUCGUCUGCCCAGAUGUGCAGUUCAGUUUUUUUGUUGUUAUAAAAAUAUAGAAUUGGUUCUUUGCUCAUGCAGUUUAUGGUCUGUUUAGAUCCUGGUUACAGCACUGUUUCUGUCAAAAUAAACCCUUUUUUUGUUUAAGCAGUUUAAACAUGUUGAGAAAUUGUUUCUAAAUUUCAGUACCUGUUCAAUGCUCAGUGUAGGACUCUCAAUACAGCUAAUGAAAUUAGUGGGUUAGGCACAUUAAAUUGAUUAAUGCAAUUUCAUUAGUAUGCAUUAGUUUUUCAGUAAUCCUGAAAAAAAAGUCUACUUUGUUCAUUUUUAGAUGAUUUACAUAGCUAUCAUAGUAGCUGCCAUUUUGAAACACCUAUAUCAGUGGUUCCCAACAUGUGGGUCCCCAGAUGUUUUGGCCUUCAACUCCCAGAAAUCCUAACAGCUGGGAAACUGGCUGGGAUUUCUAGGAGUUGUAGACCAUAACACCUGGGUACCCACAGGUUGAGAACCACUGACCUAGAUUCUCCUGUACUGGAGAAGGGUUUCCAUAUUUUUAAGAUGGCAUCUGUUCCUGGAGUAUUUACUUAGGGACUUCUGUUACAAAAUAAUUUCUUUUAAUAGUCUGCACAAGACAGGUCUCCAAAUCUUGUGUUGUAUGUACAACUGUAGAUCUGUUUUUCUAAAUGAUUCAACUAAAACAGCAUUGCCCUACUUUUCAAAAGAAUUUCUUUUCCACUAAAACAAAAAUUAUUUUAGAAAACCUUUGCUGAAAAGAAGAGGAGAAAAGACAAAAAAAAUCAUUCAAAAGCUAUUAAAAUCCAAAUUUCAGUUUUUACCCUCAUGAAAGGUUUGGCUUUAGAAAUACUUCUGAGUUUGAAAAUUGGCCAGCCUCAGGAAAGGUUUGUGUUUGAGAGGCCAUCGUACUUCCAAUCUCUGCUUGCCUGCAGAUGACAUCCGUUGACUGUGUCAUUCCCGUUUUGCAGAAGUAUUGUGUUGUUCCACAUACAUGGUUCAGUGCAGUACGUACAGCUAGGUUCCUAGUAGGGAUACUUUUUCAUAAUCCAAUGGGAUUUCUUAACACUGUUUCUUUAAGUCCAAAGAAAUUAUUUCCUUUUUUUUUGUAUGUGUGUGAGUGUGUGUUUCUGUUUCUUUCUUUCUUUUUUUAAAUUAAAAUGUUGUUUGACCAUAAUCUAUGGAAAGUCUUUCUCAGGCUUCCAAAAGAACAAGUGUACUUUUCUUCAGUAAUGUUAUGACUCUUAUUGAUGAUUGGCAUGAAACAUACUUGAAGCGUUAUGUUCUUUUUAAAGUCCACAUGUUGAUUAAUGUGCAAUUGUCGGGGGUGAGAGGUUUUUGAAAUCUCUUGACAUCAGACAUAUGAUGUGAUGUUGGAGUAUGGAGGGGGGUGUUUGAGUGGGGUUUUUUUACAUUUUUGUUAGCAUUUUUAUAUGAAACGUUUGAAAAAUGUAAAGGCUAACUUUCACUUUUUAAAAUAGCACACGUGCGAUAUGUUUCAUUUCAAGUUGACCACAAAACGUGUGCUGGGACGGGGGGUCCGUUUUGACUUUUCUAGCUAAAUUUUGUGGCAAAACUCUUAAGAGGUUGGAAGGAACACAGACUGGCAUAACUUUGAAUAUGUAUUGGGCAGGUCACUGUUUUAAUUUUAUUUUUUGUUUUUGAAAACCAGGCAGAAUAUGUCCUUUGAGCCACAAGGAAUAGUAACUGAUGUACAGAAUUUGUGGGGGUGGAGGGUUUAACUAUGUAAAGGGAAUAUAACUGCAAUUACAGUAGACUCUUAACUCUGACUUGCAUGUAGUUUCAUCAGUCAUCCUUAUAAAAUGUUAGUUCUCUAGUUUGGUGAGAAUGAGGAUGGAAUAAACACAUUUCAGCUGCAUUUGUGUGUUGAAAGUGAAGAGUGUUUUCCACAAAAUUCUGGUAGAAUAAGAGCUGGUAAGUGGUGUCCUUUAAAAAAUACUUUAGUUAUUUUGUAUGCUGAAACAAAAUAAAUCCUUUUUUCCAAUUAA
Molecule: messenger RNA, 5272 nt
Organism: Anolis carolinensis (green anole)
Lineage: Eukaryota; Metazoa; Chordata; Lepidosauria; Squamata; Anolidae
Gene: mllt3
Product: MLLT3 super elongation complex subunit
Exons: 12
Coding region: 509-2242 (577 amino acids)
Biological process (GO): positive regulation of DNA-templated transcription
Cellular component (GO): transcription elongation factor complex
Molecular function (GO): chromatin binding
Source: RefSeq, a predicted model, not a curated record